AUGGAUUGUGGAGAUACAGAAUAUGUGAUCAGGUGCUUUGGAUGCUCAAGCAUUGUGUGCCGCAGGGCAAUGAGAUCAAUGCUUUUGUUGAAUACCAAGAUCAAGGUUUACUCAGCAAGCAGCUCUACAGAGUGUGUGCAAUGUAUUAGAGAUGUAUAUAUGGCAUACAUGUGUAAGUGCAUUGUGAUUGAUAUCAGUUGCAAAUGCUGCCGCAUGGUGCUUGGAUAUUACAUUGUCAGGCCAUGCAUUGAAUGCACAGCAGGCAUCUGUAGUGGCCGUAGAUGGAUAUUUGAUACGAGCUCUGUAAAGCCUUCGGCUAGAAAGCCAGGAUAUAUGAUUCAGGCACAUGAGCUGCAACACUUUAGCACCGAUUACGAUCAUGAAAUCAAAAUAAGAUGA
This is a messenger RNA of Ordospora colligata OC4, 399 nucleotides long. RefSeq lists its product as uncharacterized. Gene Ontology annotation, cellular component: cytosol. The transcript has a single exon. The coding region runs from base 1 to 399 and encodes 132 amino acids. NCBI's taxonomy places the organism in Eukaryota, Fungi, Microsporidia, Ordosporidae. The record is from RefSeq and is a predicted model, not a curated record.